Molecule: messenger RNA, 2174 nt
Organism: Doryrhamphus excisus (bluestripe pipefish)
Lineage: Eukaryota; Metazoa; Chordata; Actinopteri; Syngnathiformes; Syngnathidae
Source: RefSeq, a predicted model, not a curated record
AACUAAGGUAAGAUAAAGGGGGGGGUGAUUAGCAGCAAAAGUCGCUGUCGUUGAUGACACAAUUUCACACAAAGGCACUGGACCACCUCACUUCACGCCAUGAUGUCAUCAUGUCGGGGGCGGGGCCACUCGCACUAUAUGGAGACAUUCACUUGGUGUGUGUGUGUAUGUGUUUGCGUGAGUUUGAGUCAUUUACCUCCAAAUGUAAGGACAAACGUGUAGAAAUACAUUUUCUACAUGCUAGUGUUGAUUUUAAAGAACAUCUCUUUGAGGUGCUUUAUACACAGUAUUUGCAGUACAGUAGAAUUAAAUGUAUUACAGCAGUAUUAACAAUGCAGUAUUAUAAAUAUAUUUUAUUUCACGUUGAUUUUUUUUCAAUUGUGGAUUUAUUGUAAAUAUUUGAAUUUUUUAUUUAGAUUUGUAUGUGGAUUUAUUUUUCAUACAUUUAUUUGUAAAACAUUUAUUUAUAAUAUUAUAGUUUAUGCAUUUUCCCAACUAGCUCACUAACAGACGUCGCAAUUUGAUGGCGUCACUGCGAGGGCGUGGCUUUACCGUCAUUGAAAAGUCCAACGGUACACGUACUAACACGAAACUUGAAACCAAACAUCCUCUCAGCAUCAUCACCCGCCUUCAUCCUCCUCCUUCUCCGCCUCAUCAUCAUCAUCUGCAUCCGCCCCUACGUCACUUUGUGGAGGUGCAGAAGGCCACUGCGCGUGCGCGCAGCCUGUUUGACAGGUGGGAGGAGCUACUGCAGGAUGGCACUCAGGUGAGUCGUGAUGAAUUGGACUGGAGCACAAAUGAGCUGCGCAACUGCCUUCGGGCCAUCGACUGGGACUUGGAGGACCUUAGUGAGACCAUCAGUAUCGUGGAGUCUAAUCCCGGGAAGUUCCGUCUGGGCGAAGAGGAGCUUCAGGAGAGGAGAGACUUUGUGGAGCGAACCAGAAAAUCAGUGCAGGAGAUGAAGGACCAUUUGUCCAGUCCAUCGGCUGUGGCUCAGACAGAGAAGAAGAACAAGCAGGCCCUGUUGGCGUCAUCGUCUGUCCCGGACAGGUCUACGGGCCUGGAGGCCCACCUGGUGUCAACCAACUCCAGAUACAUCCAGGAACAGCAGGAACAACAACAGCUGAUCAUGCAGGAGCAGGAUGAUCAUCUGGAGUUGGUGUCCGGAAGCAUCCGAGUCCUCAAAGACAUGUCAGGACGCAUCGGGGACGAACUGGAUGAGCAGGCCAUCAUAUUGGAGGACUUCACAGACGAGAUGGACCAGACGUCGUCCCGCAUGGACUCGGUCCUCAAGAAGCUGGAAAAGGUCUCUCACAUGACCAGCAGCCGUCGUCAGUGGUGCGCCAUCGUCGUGCUGGUGGCCGUCCUUCUCUUCGUCCUCAUCCUCUUCUUCGCCCUCUGACCCUGGUGACCUCCGAAGUCUUGACUCCGCCCUUCCCCCCAGAGGGAAAUAACACAUGCCCUGCCCCCUCCACGCUAUUUUACUUCCCCGAGUCUGUAUAGCCUUGUGGUGGAGACAUCAAUGAUUGACAGCAGAGGUGGGUGGCGGCCAAUUCAAAUCAGGGAUGGUUGUUUUGUUUGUGUUUUUUUUUUUUGCCAGGUUAAAAGGUCACGAAACAUUUGGACUGCUUCUCUGAGCUUCAUUAAGAUGGAGCGUAACAGAAAGGUGUUUUUUUUUAAGACUUGGUUGCCUUAAAUCUAUUUUUAUACCUUGGAAAUGUUCCCGCCUUGACGUGAUGACGUCAGUCUCGAGUGAUCUGUCGAGUGACGUCACAAAAGUCAAGCCAGCAGACCUCCUGCAGGCUGGAAGCAGUUGCUAGGCAGGAUGCUGCAGCAGGAAGCACACCCUUGUUAAGUGUAGUGCGCCCCCUGCUGGAGGACAAAGGUCCUGUGUAGAUGUUGCUGCAGUAUGAAUACUUUGACAGUUUCUGCCUUUUAUGUACAAAAUCCACAUGAAGACAUUUCGCCUCUUGUUAUCGCACCUUCAGAGAAAGGAGGAUACUUUAAAAGUUCAGAUGAGAACUUAACCAAACGUAUUUUAUCCACAGUUUACUGCCAACUUUGAAUGCUUUAAAUGUAAACACAAUGUUUGGAAGCUCUUUGUUUUUUUUAUAUUAUCUUGAAAAGAUUAAGCAAAAGUUCAAUUCUGUGUGAUAAAUCACAUUUCAAAUUGA